CGGUAAACGAAGAACAAAGUAGAACGAACAAAAGAAAAGUAGAAAAGAUGCAGGGGCAACAUCCUCCUCCGACGGCGGCAAUGGCUGCAAUAGAAGGACCGAUCGAAGGGGAGCACGCGGAGCUUUCGGCGCCCGAUAGCGAUCCGAGCACCGAAUCCGAAGAGGAUCUGCGUUCACGGUUCAAGUAAUUUUUUUGGUUGCUGCUAGGUAGGUGAUUAAACAGUCACGAAAAGUAGUCACGAGAGAGACCACGAACGAAAAUCCCAGGUCUUUCGAUACAUAUAUAUAAUUGAGAACAGUUUUUUAUGAUCACAGUACGAACGUAGUACAGAAGAUAAGAAACUGUUAUCCAUAUUUUUCAAUUUGGUGACAAGCCUUUCCUAUUUGAAUUUUCCCACUCACCAACAGGACUCUACCACCGCUCCACCCGCACGAAGUUGAAUUGCGUGUCCCCGUGACAGAAUUGUCUAGACCCAUUGCGCCAGAGAAAUUUCGCUCGAAAAUUUCGGCUGUGGGAGGAUUUGUUUUUGGGCUGUUAAUUUUUCCGCGUGGUACCAAGAGUGGGCGGCAAGAAGGGGGCAAAGCGGGAGCAGGGAGACAAGAUCCGCCUCCGCCAGAAAAAGGAGAGACAAGGUGGAUUUCAGCCUUCGUUGAAGCCAGGCCAAGUGAAGAUUAUCCGCCCAAUUGGUAUGAAAAGUUGUUCUAGAAGUAGAAGCUUGAGUGAUGUCUAAGUUCUCACUUUAAUACGAGUGGUCCUGGACGACUCGUUACUAGUAGUACUUGAUAACUAGCUGCUUGUCGUUCAUUUCACGACGAGAAAUGAUCUUCUAUCGUCCAUGCUAGAUUGCCUUGCAAAACGAUGUGCAUAUCGUUCGAUCCCACUAUCCUCACCUCACUAGGUUUUUCCAAGACGUCCAGUUCCUUGUUUCGCUGAUCAACCAUACGAACAUCAGCAACUCCAUUGUGAAACACGACAAGCAUACUUUUUCUCCCACUGAGAGUUCAGAUGGGAAAGCUAUAGACCGAGGAUGGCACGAUUUUGUUUCUUGCGACGAAGGCACUCUACGAAAUGGAGGAUUCGUGGAUCCACGUAUGGAUAGAUAAUUUUUUUUGUUUUAGUAGUUAAUAUCAAGUUUCAGUCUAUGAUGAGACUUGCUUCAGGUUCUGGUUACAGCGUCCGAACGUUCUCUCAUAUAUCGCAAGGAUCAUGCAAAGCUUCUAUUGACCAUGAUCUUCAAGACAUCAAAAACUCACAUCACCAAUCAACAACUUGAACUGACUUAAUAAUUAUACAGUAUUUGUCAAUCUAUAUCUAAAAUAAAAGUAAAUGUGUCACUCUACAACCACAGGCGACGACACCGUUUGUUUCCGUGCUUCUGUGUAUCUGGCUGGUGGUCCUAUGAAAGUGAACCGUGGUGGCGCAGUGUGUGUCAGGCCACGACCAUUGUACGGUGAGCUCCAGAAGUGGAACGACCUUUCGAAUAGUAUGUUGCCAACUUUCGUCAACUCUUUGACGCAAAUCUGGUUCCACCUUGGCGCUUUUCGUAGUAUCUUUUACCAAGCGGAACGUGCAGUGGUGGAGCAAGUAGCAGCAAUGCACCACAAGCAGAUGACCAAGAGUGGUACUGAUAUUUGAAUAGAUAUUUCCUUACAUAAUUCUGGCUAGAAGUAAUGUGAAAAAAUAUCAAAAUUUUUUCAGUAUAAUCUUUCUUUACCUAUUUAUUAUUUGAUUUCGAUACGCAGGUUUCACUCUCAGCAAGAAAUUUUCCAUCGAAUCAAUCUACACAGGUGCCAUCACCGACCGCGAACUGCCUGAGUCUGCUUACGUAGAUGAGAGGGGUAACAAUUCUGUCCUCCUGUGCUUCCGUGAGAUUUUUGGCAGGUUACAAUCGCGACAGGGUCUAGCUUCCGCCGCACGCGUUUCAAACGUUGUCAACCUGCCCAAGAGAGACCUGGAGCAUUAUGUCAAGGUAUGUUAGGAACUCUAAUUUCCUUCGGUAGCCGUAGCUUGGAGGUGAGCAGAUGCCGCACAAUUAGGUCUCAACAAGGAAGUAGUUAAAAAUUCCUUCACUUAGAAGAAGUAGGAGAGUCAAACAAGCUUGUUAGUGGAGCUAAGAUCCAGAUCCACCACUACCUAGACAAUAAUUCCACCCAGAGAUAUCUCCUCCGCAUUUACAGGGCCUGUACGAGAUGAUGUUGAUGGAAGUUGAUGGGGCAGGGAGUAGCUCCUCCUCUUCGCAGCCAACAGGACCCAAUGGGCGGCGACGCGUUCCGCCAGCCACCGUUGGCAGUGUCAUUCAUAGGGAAUUGCAACGCUUCAUGAUGGACGUCGAAUGGUCUGAGACCCCGAUUUGUGGUCAGGACAAGACGAAAAGCCAGAUUCGGCAUCAGGUAUGAGAUCAGACUUAGACUUAGACUAUUUUACCUUCAUAUCUCCCUCAGAGAGUAGAGACAAGUUUUAUCAUCAAUAUCAUCCGCAAGGAGCAGGAAGUAAUAAUGAUACUACUCUAUCUUCCUCUGGUUUUUCUUUUUUCUAGUCAGGUCGGCUCCACCACAAUGAUACUACUCUUGUUACAUCUGGGGAGCAACUUGUAAUUACCAUCAAUAUCAUCCGCAAAUGAACCUUAUCACCAUCAGACUCCGAUCUUUCCGCUGCUGAUUCGCGGCUUCUCGAACUUGGAGCAGUGCUUGGACCACUACUUCUCGGCGAAAGUACUAAUGGAGCUUGAGCUUUUUGAAUUAUACGAGAAUGCAUGCUGAUUAUCAUAAUUAAUGCAACAUGAUCAUGGAUCAUUUAAUGCAUCACUCUUCUUCGCCAAAAAAAACAACUUUUUUACCCAAACCACAGGUUCUUGACGACGGUGACGGCAGUCGUGUCCAAGCUAAGCGAAGUAUCAAAUAUCUCCCACCCGUCCUUUUCUGGUCCCUCAAGCGUGGACAACAGAACCCAACUUCGAGUUUCGAGUUCCCCAGAAAAUUGAAUAUGACACGGUACAUUUAUGAGCAGAAAAUUGAAUAUGACCACCAGAAAAUUGAAUAUGAUCGAUAUGUUCACUCAUCAGCUUCCUCUUCUAGUGGUUGUAUAGCCAAACGCAUACUCUCAAAUUGUUCAUACUUAAUAUAGUUACUGUGAUGACAAGAUAAUGGCUAUGGAGAUCCUUCUAAUCGACAAAACUAGGAACUCUGAUAGCAUCAAGAAGUAGAGCUGCUAACAUGCAUCUGACAACAAUUAUGAAAAUCAACAAUUAUGAAAAUACUCAGGUACAUGGAACCCGGCUCCAUUAGCGAAGCAGAUGCAGAGUAUGCUCUCU
Messenger RNA from Amoebophrya sp. A25, 3311 nucleotides. Lineage: Eukaryota; Dinophyceae; Syndiniales; Amoebophryaceae. The record is from the annotation of a GenBank genome assembly.